CGAAAAUGUGAUCCGCUAUGGUAACGUGCUACAAUGACAAAUUUACAGUGACAAUUCUACAGUGACGAAAGUCACAGUUAGUCAUAUAAUUAAUUACAUCACUAGUUACGUGCCGAAAGUGACGAAUAUUAUCAUAGUGACUAACAUUAUAAUUAAAUUAAUUACAAUUAUAUUAGUGGCAAUUACAUUUUUUUCACUAAUUACAUUUCUCCGGUUAUAGUUACAUGUUGUCUGGUGAUUAACGCCCGCUAGUCGUGAAAUGUCCGCCAUCCGUCCCGUUGCUGCCCCAUCCUGUUCGGUGAUUGACGCCGCCACACUCUUCCUUCCUGUAACUGCCACCACCGCCGGCAACCGCCGUCUAAUAUGAGUUUUCUCGCAGUUAAAAUAUGUAGCAGUAUAGAGCUAAAGUACGAGUAUCGUCUCCACAAGGACAGAAAAUGGGAGUAAGGAAUUAACUAAAUUCAGCUAUUAAAAUAAAUAAAUAAAUAAAAUGCGAUGUGAGAGAUUGGAUUUUUGGAAAAUAAAAAAAUGCGAAAAAGCAAUUAAACUAAUGGAUUCUUUCUAAUUAAUGACGUAAGGGAAUAGAUAUUGAUUCUGAGGUAAUCAGAUUUCGGGGCUGAUCAGACUUAAUCACAUGAAAAUUAUUUAAUUGAACAGCGCUGGGCAAUACUAAGUUAUUACCGCUCUCGUGGCGAAGAGUACAAUAAUUUAGGCAACCAGACUGAUUUCUAAUGUGACAAGUUUCUAAAUUAUUGUCAAAACGCGCGAGCGUACGGCUUCCUAAUCGUUACUAAUCUCUUAGCGAACGAUUAAGUGUGUGUGAAAGUGAUGGAUAGUGUACCCGUGGGGUAGCUUAUCCGAGGGGUUAUUAUGGGGAGUAAUAAGAGAGAAGUCAGAACAAGUAAAUAUAGAGAGAGAAAGUAUAUUAUAAGUGUGGAGCGUUUUCAGCGUGGUUACAAAUGGGGAAAUGGGGUGCUAUUUAUAGUAGCAAUAAAUGCCGGACAGGGGCACGUGUCAAACGCCCAUUGGCCGAGAGGUCACCUCAACUGGUUGGCGCUGGCAGCCGCAUGUGGCCGCAUUUAAUGCGGCUGUUGGAUGGGACAUUGUACAGGGUACGGUGAUCUGUACGCAUGUGGCGCGGAUAUUAUGUCGGGAGAGGUGCCUCGGCUGCAGAGAACUAGCCGAGGGCUCUGAGUGUCGGGGACCCCCUGGGUGCCGAGGGCUCCAGGUGCUGAGGGCUACUGUUUUCUGCCGUUUUUCUCCCAGUUUCUUAGUUUGCUUGAAAACCCAUUCUGCGAGAGUUUUGAGCCUUCGGCCAGGGGGCCGAAGGCUACCCAGUGUGCGUUGUGGGCUGCUAAGUGCUUGGGGCGCCGUAAUUUGGGGCCUGCUGUGCUUCCUGGGCCGGUUGGGCCUUUAUUGGUGUAGUAGGAGUCUGUGGGCCGGGGGUUCCCGGGCCAUAUACUCCAUCAGGAGUCCCUCACUCCUUUUGCCGAAAGGUACUUGAGGGGAAAGGAGUAAUUUGUGCUUGUCCUCUGCCGUUGUUUCGUCGUAAUCUCUGAGGUUGGUGAGGAGUUUGUUGCUUUCAUGUCUCUGCCGAAGGAAGUCCCUCAGUUACCCACAUGUCGGGACUUGAGGGAUUGCUUUGUCGUUUGUUGGGAUUUUUCACCAUUUUGUAAUUUAAUGAUUUUCCCGGGGGGGGGGGGGGGGGGGUCCUCCAGUCCCCCACUCCUUGAGGCACUUGUAAAGUGGUGAAAAGGAGUGGAGUGGUUGCGUUGCUGUUGCGGGCCGAAGGCUGACGCUUUUCGUUUCAUUUUGGGGGGAUGCCUCGUUAAAAACCUCAUUAGGAAAAAUCCUGUGGGAAAAAAUCCUAAUGAGGGAAAAAGAGUGCAUCGAAUUCCCCCAACGAUGAAUCGAAAAUGUGAAACCUUGGUCCAAAAUGGAGAAUAAUGGUAAUGCCGAAGGCUCUCCUUGUUCUGAGGGCUCAUGUGUUGAGUAGCCGGAGGCUUGUCGUUGAUGUCAUGGGAGGUGCCGAAGGGGAGCCCCUCAUUUUGGGGAUCGAGGGCGUGAUGGAUGAGGGCAGUAGUUGAAUUGUUACCGGGGUGUCCCCUGCUUGUUGAUUAGUUGGUGAUGAGGAUAUCCGAGGGCUCCCAUUACCUGUGUGCCGUAGGCUAUCCGUCAAUGAGGCAUACUCCUCGGGGGCUACCCGACUCUUACAGUGCUGAGGGGGAAUCCCCGAGGGGUGGCCUGAUAUGAAGCCUUGGGCUUCUGAAGGAGUGAUCCCGAAGGCGACUGUUAUGUACUGUGUGGGGCACAACCCGGGGGCGUCUCUGGGUAAGUGUACCCGGAGGCUCUCCUUGAUGAAGUGGAGUGAAGUAAGAAAACCCGGGGGCUCCCAGAAUAUAGCCGUUGGAAAUAUAGCCGUUGGAAUAUGUAACGUCAGGAUAUAGCCGUUGGGGGGGGUGCCACGUGGUGCGUGCCCGUUGGCUGCCCGUGGGCGGGCGUCACCGAUUGGGUGAAAACUCGGUCGGUAAUGAUGGCGAUCCAACCGGAGGCCCGGUUUCCAGGCCCAAGCCCGGAUCCUAGCGCCUAUAAAUACCCCAAGGCCAGAGCCAUUCUCCGCUGUGCGAUCUCAGUGUAGCGAAGCUCUGGCAAAAAUUUUCUAGAGAGAGAAACUCGCCCUCGGUUGAAUCCUCUGUUCUCAAGGUCAGUUCCCCCCUGCCCUGCUCCUUCUAGUUAGCUGUCUUGUGCCCUUAGGCUAGGAGAUAGAGUUUUUAGAAAACACUAUCGUCUACGAGCCUUCGAACCAGAGCCAGAAUGUCGUCCCAGAGUGAUUCUCAAAAUAUCUCGGGGGCACCCUCGAUGGAGGAUGAAGUCCUCUCGGAUGCGGAGUCCUCAAACGAACAGUCCUCGGCCCAGGAGGAUGUUGCGAUGGCAGUAGAAGUGCAGAAGGAGCUGUUGGCUGAAGUUGAAGCCGAGGGCUUCGAGCAGGAGGUGGAAGACGAAGAGCUGGCCCUCGCCAUGCAGGUUGCAGAGGAGGAGGAAGCAAAGGAGAGGACGAGGGUGACCGUGGCCGUCCUUCCCCCUCGGGGUGCCGGUGAGGCCAGCACCUCUCGGCCGCUGAACGCGGUUCCCAUCCGGGUGGCCCCCGGAAAGAAGAAGGCCAAGGUAGCUGCUCCCAAGAAGAAGGGCAGCGUCGCAGAUCAAGGGAAGCCCCUCGAUAUGCCCGAGGGGUACUCCUACCUGAACACCGCCGCCUUGGAAAUAAGGUCGAAGGUUGAUGCGGCGGACAUCUACGUUACUCAGCUUCACGUGGGCCCCUCGGCCAUCGUGGUGACACCGGGUCCAGAUGACGUCCUCUCUCGGGCUCCCAAGGGCUGUAUCGCGGUGCACGUUCUCUCGGUGUCCAUGGGGCUCCGCUUCCCCCUGCACCCUUUCCUCCGGGAGUACCUCCG
This is a messenger RNA of Cuscuta europaea, 3452 nucleotides long. The record is from the annotation of a GenBank genome assembly. NCBI's taxonomy places the organism in Eukaryota, Viridiplantae, Streptophyta, Magnoliopsida, Solanales, Convolvulaceae.